Molecule: messenger RNA, 1693 nt
Organism: Aphidius gifuensis
Lineage: Eukaryota; Metazoa; Arthropoda; Insecta; Hymenoptera; Braconidae
Product: leucine-rich repeat neuronal protein 3-like
Exons: 6
Coding region: 13-1572 (519 amino acids)
Cellular component (GO): extracellular matrix
Molecular function (GO): protein binding
Source: RefSeq, a predicted model, not a curated record
CAGCAAUUUGAUAUGUUAACUAAACAGGUUUUAUUUUUAUCAUUUUCAUACGUAAAUUGUAACCAAGUACACGUUAAAAUGAAACAGUUAAUAAUUAUAUUUAUUUUUUUUAAUUUCUACAACUGUCAAGCAAAUGGUGAUGAAGGUGAAGCUGAAGUUGCUCCAAUAAUUUCAAUAAAAAAUACUGAGUCACCUGAUCAAUUGGAGCACAAUGAUAAAAAAAUUCAAAAUAUUUGUGAUAUUUGUGCAUGCAAUGAUUCAACGAUUGAUUGUUCUUCACAUCAACUUGAUAAUAAUUUAUCAGACACACCUUGGAAUAAUAAAACAAAUAAAUUAGUCACAUUUGAUAGUAAUUCAAUUGUUUAUUUAAAAAAAUUUCCAAAUGUUACUAUUGAAAAACUAAUAAUCAGUCGAAAUAGAAUUACAAAAAUCGAUGAUCAAGCAUUCAAGUGGAUUAAAAAUUUAACUGAGCUAGAUUUGAGCUAUAAUCAUUUAACAUCAAAAAUACUACGACCAGAAAUUUUCCAGGGAAAAUUUUCACCAGAAGAAUGGGAGCCAUUGGCAAAAUUACGUGUAUUAAAUCUUGGAAAUAAUAAUCUCCAUACUUUAAAUCAAGAUUUAUUUGAACAUAUUAAUGAUUUAACAACUUUAAUUAUUUCUGGAAAUCCAUUCACCGUACUUGAUCAUGGUGUAUUAUCAGCAUUUUCUGAUCUUAGAGAUAUUGAAGAACUUAACAUUGCAUACUGUGAUUUAGGCGAACUUCCUGAGCAUUUUUUUCACUCAACGCAAUCUUCAUUGAAACGAUUGUACUUGAAUGGUAAUCGAUUUACUUCUGUACCAGAUGCACUUGAAGAUGCAAAAUCACUUGAAUAUCUUAAUCUCGAUGAAAAUUUAUUUAAAGAUAUUAAUAAACAAAAUAAUUUUCCAAGUUUAAAUAAAUUAAAAAUACUAAGCCUUCGUUCACUUCCACAUCUUACGAAAAUUAGUGACAGUGCUUUUUCUGAGCUUACUGCUUUGGAAGAAUUAUAUCUUGAAGAUUGUCCAAGGUUAAAAGAAAUUCAUGAAGAUGCAUUUGUAAAACACUCAAUUCAUGGAGCAAUAUGGCCACAAUUAAAAAUCCUAGAUAUUUCAAAUAACGCAUUGAAAUAUUUACCAUCAGAUCUCAUUGCUCGUUGGGAUAAGCUGGAAUACUUGUCAAUAAUAAACAAUGACUGGGUUUGCGACUGUGACAAUCAAGACCUCAUUGGAAAUUUACUUCCAAACCUUGGAAAAAAGCUAAUGGGUAAUCAAGUUGAUGACCUAUAUUGUGCAGCACCACCAGAACAUGCUGGUAAAAAUUUAACAUCAUUAGCAAAACGAAAACUUAGAUGUCUUGAUUAUUAUGGUUCACGUCCUGAACGUGAUGCUGCUAUUCUCAUUGGUGUUGUACUUGGUUUAUUUCUAGCAAUUCCAAUAGUCCUCACAUUAUUAUUUUUUUGGAAACGUGGAUUUUGUAUUAUUUUUAAUUCAAACAAUCCAGCAAGUUUUUCACGUGCUUACUACAAACGAGCAACGAACAAUGAUGAUUUUUAAUAACAAAAAUUUAAUAAAACUCGUAAAUAUAUUUAUAAGCUAAAUUAAAAUAAUUAUUAUAAUGAAUUUAUGUUAAUAAAUAUGUAAAAUUGAAAAAUAAAUAAAUUUUAAAAAUAAUUAA